Messenger RNA from Marmota flaviventris (yellow-bellied marmot), 1809 nucleotides. It is a transcript of the gene Noazfp, whose product is annotated as zinc finger protein 330. Gene Ontology annotation, cellular component: nucleus. The record is from RefSeq and is a predicted model, not a curated record. Lineage: Eukaryota; Metazoa; Chordata; Mammalia; Rodentia; Sciuridae. Gene Ontology annotation, molecular function: zinc ion binding.
GAAGCCGGCUGUCUCCGCCUUCCCGGGUCUCCGUGCCCUUUUCCCCUGAGUCCUGGCCUACGAGUUGGAUUUGCUGCCGCCGCGAGCCAGCCUCACGCCGUUCCCUGUCCCUCGGCCGCGGAAGAGCGCCGGCCUCCCGGCGAGGAAAGAGGAGAAAAUGCCAAAAAAAAAGACUGGAGCAAGGAAGAAGGCUGAAAACCGCCGAGAACGUGAAAAACAACUAAGAGCAUCAAGAAGCACUGUAGAUUUAGCUAAACACCCAUGUAAUGCUUCAAUGGAAUGUGACAAGUGUCAGAGGCGGCAGAAGAAUAGAGCAUUUUGCUAUUUUUGUAAUUCUGUACAGAAGUUGCCAAUAUGUGCACAGUGUGGAAAAACAAAGUGCAUGAUGAAGUCUUCGGACUGUGUCAUAAAGCAUGCUGGCGUAUACAGUACUGGCCUUGCUAUGGUGGGUGCAAUAUGUGACUUCUGUGAAGCUUGGGUUUGCCAUGGUAGGAAGUGUCUCAGUACACAUGCCUGUGCCUGCCCUCUGACUGAUGCUGAGUGUGUUGAAUGUGAACGAGGUGUAUGGGACCAUGGAGGCAGGAUAUUUAGUUGUUCUUUUUGCCAUAACUUUUUGUGCGAAGAUGAUCAAUUUGAGCAUCAAGCCAGCUGCCAGGUUUUAGAGGCAGAAACAUUUAAAUGUGUCUCAUGCAAUCGUCUUGGUCAGCAUUCAUGUCUUCGUUGUAAGGCUUGUUUCUGUGAUGAACAUACAAGGAGUAAGGUGUUUAAGCAGGAAAAAGGAAAACAGCCUCCUUGCCCUAAAUGUGGACAUGAAACUCAGGAAACAAAGGAUCUUAGCAUGUCAACACGCUCUCUGAAAUUUGGCCGUCAGACUGGAGUUGAAGAGGGAGAUGGAGCUUCUGGUUAUGAUGCUUAUUGGAAGAACCUUUCAUCCGACAAGUACGGUGAUGCAGGCUACCGUGAUGAGGAUGAUGAUGAGUAUGAUGCAGAGGAUGACGAAGAGGAAGAAGAUGAAGGUGGAAAGGAUUCAGAUGCUGAAUCAUCUGAUUUAUUUACUAAUUUGAAUUUAGGAAGGACCUAUGCCAGUGGCUAUGCUCACUAUGAAGAACAAGAGAACUAGGGGAGCUGCUUGCCUGUUGGUGGUUGUGUAUGACAAGAGCCAGGAGCACAUGUCAUGAGGAAUCAUGUGGGUGUUCAGAAGUACUAGCACUUGACCUUGUUCUAUUACCAGUCCCACGAGACUAAGGAGUAGGGCACAGCAUUUUUAUAGGAACUGAUAAUCAGGCUUUUAAUAUGAGAGAAAUGAGUUUCAAAUGUAAGACAUUUAUUGAUCCAGGCAAAUGAAGUAUCAUGGAUUAGAUUGCUACUGAUUUUAGUAAUUUCUUAGUUUUUGCCAAUCACAUACAUAUAAAGGUAAAGGAAUAAAAUGGUAAUAUAUUUAUUUGAAAUUAAAUUACUGUUUUUAUUAAAGGAGCACUGCUUAGAAAUUCACUGUCUCGUUUUGUAAAAUGGAUUACUGUAUUUUUUCCUUUAUGUCUGUCCUCAGAAUGAAAGUCAUGUGUUAUUAUAUUCUAAAUUUUCAUUAAAUACUCAUGUUGUUAGUAGUCAUGCAUGUUUCAGCAUUCGGCCCAUUUAUCUCUCUUCACAAUAUAUAUCAUGAACAAUCCCUGUUUUAAUACCUAAAUGUAUUGACAAAGGUGACUGACUACCUAACCAUUUUUUAGAAUUAUGAUACCAGAAGUAGUAUUACAGAUGCCUUACCCAGGAAAUUUCAUUUUUUGGAAUAAAUGGAUGUAGUAUUUCACUUUA